This is a messenger RNA of Colletotrichum chrysophilum, 381 nucleotides long. RefSeq lists its product as uncharacterized. NCBI's taxonomy places the organism in Eukaryota, Fungi, Ascomycota, Sordariomycetes, Glomerellales, Glomerellaceae. The transcript is spliced from 2 exons. Bases 1 to 381 code for a protein of 126 amino acids. The record is from RefSeq and is a predicted model, not a curated record.
AUGUUUAGCAAAGAGAUUCGAGCGGCGGCUAUCGAGGCCAUCAAGGCAGCAGCCCAAAGAAGAAGGGAGGAGAUGGUUGCAAAAGUUGGUAGGCAGUUGUACGCUCUGUCUGCCGCCCAGAACAGGGCCAACUUGAACUCUUCCGUGGCGUCAUCGCACGCUGUUCAUGGCGGAGAGCAGGAUGCGAACUACGGGGCUUCUGCAAACUCCAAGAAGGAGAAGAAGAAGCGGAAGGAGACGGUCACGUCUCCCUCUUCCACCGACCAGCAGACGACAGAUGAUGCGUCUGUAAUCGGUGAGUUAUUGGACCCCGAGACCGAUACCACCCGCGACUGUCGGGAAAGGGCUCCAUCGGGCCAUGGUGAGCGGCUUAUUGCAUAA